AGGAACGAUAAGACGCGCCCAUCUUCAGCCCGACAGAGAAGUUGAGAAACUUCGAUGACGCGCAGCUUGGCGUGGUUAGUGAACACGUCGUCCGUGGAUCAGAUAUGGAUGCGAGAACAUCAUUGGUUUAAUCUGUUAUUGUUUUAAAGUUAUUUUCCCAUUUUCAGAGUCAGCCAGUCACGGUUCCUUCACAUGGAGAUUGUUCUGGGCGUCAGUUUGUGUUUGAUAUCUCAGUGAUGUCCGCACACGGAUUAUUGAACAGCGUGUUUUCAUGCUCUUCAACGGGCUCUAAAUCUGUCACAAAGAGAAAACUGCGUCAGACUCGGAGCUUGGAUUCUGCGCUGAUGAGAAACUGCGGUGCGCCUGGAGAACCCAGCGGCCAGCGGCCCGUGUUUUGGAGUUCCACCUCGACAGGUGGAUUUAUGAACAACCAAACAUCUUCUGAACUUCUCGCUGCUGCUUCCAGACUAGGUCCGCAUCUCUCUUCGUCGAGUUUAUGGUCCUCUUCAGACGCGUCGUCGCUCUCCGGUGUUCACUGUGAUUACAAAAGUAGCAAACGGAGCGCGUCUCGGGAUUUAUCGCUCACCGGUUCCAGCAACAUCUUCUCACCGAGGAAGUGGCUUCAAAGAAAGGCGCCGCAGUCGGACAGUCUCUCCCAGAACAUCUUUAAAUCGGAGGGAGAUUUGACCUGGAAGACUUCAUAUGGACAUCUGCAGGCGGUUCACAUCCAGAAUCUGUCUGAGCUGGAGAGAGUCCGACUGCAGGAAGUUGCUCUGAUCAAACUGAUAAAAGACUCUGAUUUAGGAUGCCAGAUCACCAUCCCUAAAGAUUGCCAGAAGCAUAAAAAGUCUCUCAGGAGAAAGCUGGAUUCAUUAUCAAAAGAAAAGGACAAAGAGUGUGAUCCUCGGGCGUUUGGCGUGCCGCUCUCGCAGGUGAUUUUUAACGACCGGCGUCAUAAGCAGCUGCAGGACGGACGGGAACAGGAUGCGCAGCAGGACCUUGUAGACCGGGCGUCCUCGCUCCUUCACCUGACCAGCCGGAGAACCAAUCACAAGGAGUUUUCUAGCAGUAACUCCUCUCUCAGCUCCGCCGCCAUGACGCCCAAUGCGUCUAGCUCGCCCGGCACGCCAGAAACGGCCCUGCGCUCGCAGAGACGGGGCGGCGUGUCUGUGGACUGCAUCACUGAUCUGGAUGACGCUCACUCUCGUCUGCUGGAGGCGCUUCAGCUGUCGCUGCCUGCGCAGUCACACAGAGAGAAGAACACAAGAGACACAAAACUCAGCCUCAAUCCCAUCUACAGACAAGUGCCACGAGUGAUUGACAGCUGCUGCCAACAUCUGGAGAAAUAUGGUCUGCAGACGGUGGGAAUUUUCCGCGUUGGAAGCUCCAAGAAAAGAGUUCGACAGUUGCGUAAGGAGUUUGAUCGGGGUUCAGAUGUUGUUCUGGAUCGUCAGCACAGUGUUCACGAUGUGGCGGCUCUGCUCAAAGAGUUCCUCAGAGACAUGCCCCAUCCACUGCUGACCCGGGAACUUUACACGGCCUUCAUCAACUGCGCAUAUCUAAACUGCGCAGAUCAACACACAUUGAUGCAGCUGCUAAUCUGUCUGCUGCCCGCCUGCAACUGUGACACGCUUCAGUGCUUACUUCACUUCCUGUCCAACGUGGCCAAUCACGCAGAGGACUCGCUGGACACUGACGGACAGGAGGUAAUUGGCAACAAGAUGACAUCUCUAAAUCUGGCCACCAUCUUCGGACCGAACCUCCUUCACAAGCAGAAGAGUUCAGAGAAAGAGUUCAGUGUUCAGAGUUCAGCUCGUGUCGAGGACAGCGCCGCCAUCAUCACGGUCGUCCAGCACAUGAUCGACUGGCAUGAAACGCUGUUCAUGAUUUCUGCUGAACUCCAGAAUGAAGUUCUGUCGAGUUUGAUGGACACAGACAGUGAUGUGGUGAAUUAUCUGCUGAGGAGGAAAACAACACAGAGUGAUGAUUCGACGUCCUCCAGUGGAGAGAUCUCACCUUAUGAAAACAGCUCUCCUGUUCUCUCGGAGUGGCUGCACCCCUCAAGACGAGCCGAUGAAGUCACAACGAGUCUAGACGCUCUCACACGCAACAUCAUGGUGAAACCUCGUCUCUCACCCGCACAGGAGCACACCGGUGAGUCGGUCGACGAGAAUGUUUGGGAAACACAACACGCUUCUCUGCUGUCAAGAUCUCAGGACAGACUACUCGCAGGUUCAGACGGACACCUGUAUAACCGCAUCUCCUGCGAGGCGUCCACUAGUAUCUACAGCAACACGAAAGAGCCUGUGUGUGAGACGAAAACGUACGGUGUUGCUGCUGAAUGUAAAGCAGAUCAGAGCGUCCCCUGCUGUAGUCAAACCACACCUGCUCCAAUCACAUCAACCCAACGGACAAGACUGAGCCAAUCAGAGGAGGCGGUAACGCCUCUUGCAAGCCCUUCUCCUGCGGCCAAACAACGUGGCGAACUUCCUGUAGCCUUUGGACAGCCUGUUGGAUCAACACAACCCCACCAUGUCACUUCCUGUCAGGAGGGGGGGUCACACAUCACUGUGCCGACAAAGAGCUUCACAGCUGAACACCCAAAUUGGCCAAUGGACAAAUGGCAAAUAUGGCAGCUGUUAUCGUCAGAGACCACAGACACAUUCCCAGAGACAUUGGUGUAAAAAUGUAUGAAUUAUAAAGUGUAUAUAUAUAUAUAUAAUAAAUCUUGGCCCCAUUGACUUCCAUUAUAAGUGCCUCACUGCAACCUCGAUUUGAACCCUUUUUUCCUUUUCCCCCCUUUUCUCCCGAAUCUGGGGAGAAUCUGCGUGCACAUACAACAUGAAGAAAAUAUUCGCCUCGCGAGUUUGACCGCUGGAUUAUAAAUGUGUGUUUAAACUCGCGUUCACACUAGUAACGGUAACCUGCGAGUAUUCCCGCUUCUCUUCCGGAAAAGGACAGGAGGAGGAGCCUCUACGACUUGGUUAAUAGUAAAGUUCGACCAAUAGCUGGAAUCGAGUAGUCGCGCAUAUUUUCAGAACUUACCAGGUCGUUCAACUUCCUCGCUCACUUUCCUCCAAGCGAUGUCUUUAUUCGUCCGGUCUCUGUACAUGUAUGACGUUGUGUCAUACAAUUCCGGGUGUCCACACACCGCUACAACUAUUCUUUCAUCCUGUGGCUUGUUGAGCGUGUUACCGCUGAGAUUAGCGUGAAGCCUCCACACGCGCUACGAUAAUACGCUCAACAAGCCACGUGAUAAGAUGCGCAGAUCGACGGUCUCAGACGUCCUCCGUCAUCCGGAUUGAGGCGUCACUACACCACCACGAGGACUUAUGGUGCGUUCACAUACGAUGCGAAGUGAGCGUUUCACGUGGCAAGAUUACACACAAAGUCAGUGCAAAGCCGCGAAUGAAGCGAAUGUGGCAUCCACGCACAACUCACCACACGCCCCACCGAGAGCGAGAACCACAUUAUAGUGACCACGAGGAGGUUACCCCAUGUGACUCUACCCUCCCUAGCAACCGGGCCAAUUUGGUUGCUAAGGAGACCUGACUGGACUCGUGACUCCAGGUGUGAUAGUCAGCCAAUACUCGCUGAGAUACCCAGACACCCUGAUUUGUGCUUAUUUUAAAUUAAUUAAUUAAAUUAAUAGAGUCGAAAUAAAUUUUUGUAAUAAUCAACAUUAUGCCACAAAUGCUGUCAGUUGAGCUUAACUUGUAUUAAACCCAGAAUAUUCCUUUAAGAAUGCGAAAAUGUCUAACGUGAAAAAUAUUUUCCUUGUUCGACUCUUUGCUGUAAAGAGUAAAAUAUUUAUUUCAUUCUAGAAAAAUGUCUUUGUGAAUGUAGUCUCUAUAAAAAUGACUUUUUAAAAGUUCAUGGGAAUCAAAAGUGGCUGACAUCAGGAAUAUAAAGCUGUACUGUAACCCUACAGUAUAUGAACUCUUGUGUAAUCCUGUCAAAUAAUCAAACUGUUGCCUUCAAAACCUUUCUUUUUGAUUUUGUGCAUAUUACAAACACAAGUCACAAAAACAUCUGAAAUGUUCUGAAACGGAAUAAAAAGAAUGUUGAAGUCAUCUAAUUUUGUUACAUUUGUUGCAACAUUACAGCAGUUUUGUCUUCAUUUAAAUUGAAAAUUCCAUUUCCCGUCAGUUUGAGCUGAAUCAUAAAACUGGAUGUGCUAGAUUUAAAGGGACAGUACAUUCAUUACACAUCAUUCUGUCAUCAUUUACUCACCCUCAUGUCAUCCCAGAUGUGUGUGACUUUCUUUCUUCUGCAGAACACAAAUGAAGAUAUAUAGAAGAAUAUUUCAGCUCUGUAGGUCCAUACAAUGCAAGUGAAUGGUGACCAGAACUAAUAAGGUCUGAUAAGCACAUAAAGGCAGCAUAAAAGUAAUCCACGUGACUCCAGUGGUUUAAUCCAUGUCUUCAGAAGUGAUUUGAUAGGUGUGGAUGAGAAAUGGAUACAUUUUUAAGGCCCUGGCCAGUAGGUGGCAAUACGUACGCAGAAUACGAAUCGGCAAAAACUAAAUAGAAAAAUGUGAACGUGUGGAUUUAAAGUUCAUAUAGUUCAUAUCGCUUCUGAAGACAUGGAUUAAACCACCAGAGUCUUACGCAAUACUUUUAUGCAGCCUUUAUGUGCUUUUAUCAGCUUCAAAGAUUUGGCACCCAUUCACUUGCAUUGUAUGGUUACCUUUAAGGUUACUGUAAAUAUUUAGUGUAUUUUAGCCCUCUCAAACCUUCCUUUUUGGUUUCCACUGUUACUUCAUGAAAUCCACCACUAGAGGAGGACAUAAUAAAAGAGUGAUGUUCAACAGCACAAUAUGCCAUCAUGUAAACAUCUGUCAACAAGGAUUUUAUACAGUUUACAGAUUACAUAAACAGAUUUGAUCUCAUCGUUACAACACUGAUCAAAAUGGAAAGGAAUUAGAGGGUAUAACGUGGAUA
Xyrauchen texanus (razorback sucker) is the source of this 4943-nucleotide messenger RNA. RefSeq names its product rho GTPase-activating protein 6-like. Gene Ontology annotation, biological process: signal transduction. Bases 237 to 2684 code for a protein of 815 amino acids. The transcript has 13 exons. The record is from RefSeq and is a predicted model, not a curated record. Lineage: Eukaryota; Metazoa; Chordata; Actinopteri; Cypriniformes; Catostomidae.